Messenger RNA from Cryptotermes secundus, 2532 nucleotides. RefSeq names its product RING finger protein 145. The transcript is spliced from 7 exons. The coding region runs from base 285 to 2138 and encodes 617 amino acids. The record is from RefSeq and is a predicted model, not a curated record. Gene Ontology annotation, cellular component: endoplasmic reticulum; endomembrane system. NCBI's taxonomy places the organism in Eukaryota, Metazoa, Arthropoda, Insecta, Blattodea, Kalotermitidae. Gene Ontology annotation, molecular function: ubiquitin protein ligase activity; zinc ion binding.
GGGGGGUCAUAAUUCUUCAUUCGAUAGCUCUUUAAAUGUCAAAAUUAUUCGAUUUUUUUAACAGUACAAAAAUUAAACAAUGUUUAUUCGAUUAUGCGCAUCUCUAUUUACUUGCGAGCUUGCGAACCAAAGUGUCGAUCGUAUCGAUGUUGCCGCCGUUGCCGUAAUUGCUAUCGAUUGCUAACGUCAUGGACGUCAUGGAGUAUGACUGGAGGCCGAUCAUGUGAUGGUUUAAAAUAAACAAAAGUUCAUCGACAGGCCUCACUUGGUAAAGAACUGUCGCAAUGCUGGGAUUGCUUCGUCUUAACAUUCACGAUGAACAAAUCGAAAAAACAAUAUCUGUGAUUCUGCGCCUUCCGGGCUUGUUUCUGCUUGAUUACUGGUGUCACUCAUCAUCAACAGAAAUAUGGACAAAAGUACUGGAUUCUACGGAUCCUAUAUCUGCAGCGGUUUCUGCUUUCAUUCUUAUACAAAGUUUGCUGCUACUUUUACUUCCACUCGAAGACCUGGUGACACUUUACAUGCAUUAUCUAAGUGCAGCUUUGAUUGCUGGCUCUCAACUCAUCUCGCAUCAUUAUGUACAAGCAGAUGACCCGAGUAUGGAUUUCUUCUCUUUUUCCAUAUUUGGAGAUGUCAGAACAACUUCAGUACAAAUAUCACCCCAUUUUAUAACUAUUGCUACCCAGAUUAUUAUGGCAACAGUGAUUUCAUUUCUCUUGGAUCUAGACCGUAAUAUUAAGAAAGUAAUACUUGCUGUUUACACGGUUCCAGUUGCAGCAAGACUAGCUCAUUUCCCAAUACAUUACUUAGAAACCCUUCACAAUUUUUCCAGUGCCCUUACACUUAUUUCUGUUGCAUACUAUACCCUUACAUCACUGCCGCGUUUUCUUUUGUACAUACAUAAAAGAUACAAGUCAGCUGCACAUGUAGUUGUACAUCAGGGUCCUGUAAAUGCUGCCUUUGGUGCUUGGGAGUGGUCGUUCUUGAUGCCACAGUUUCUGUUGUUUUGGUGUGUGCUGAUAUCAGCCCAACUGUACCAGUACAAUUUAUGGCAUCGGAAGAACCCACCUCCUGGACGUCUGGUCGUCUCACCAAUUGAGCGUGGAGAAUGGCACAUUAUAGUCCUGUAUGCAUUGGCAGAAGUGUGUGCAUCACCCAUCAGCCUGAUAGGGUGCUGUAUUGCUGUGUCAUAUGCUUCCUGGAUGACACUUAACGUCACCAAGGUGUUCAUUCAAGGUACAAGGGUACUCCUGAUAGACAGAAACCUGGACAGGGCUGGUGUGCCUGAGGGUGUCACAAUGGCACUGCUGGCCUUACAGACGGGACUCAUAGAUCUACCGAUGCCCCAGAGGAUGGCCACCAUGUGCAUGAUUCUGUUCAUCAUUGCGGGUUCGCUGAUGCAAUCUAUGCAUGAGAUUGUGGAACCUGUGCUCUUGUCUCUCAGUGCGUCCCCUUCACGGUCCAUUCUUCGUCACGUUAGAGUUCUAGCAGUAUGCCUUUUUCUUCUGGUCUGCCCUCUGUACGUGACCGUCUCUCUCUGUGAACUGUUUGGUGUUGAUUUCUGGAUACUUGUGGUUAUAUCAACAUGUACUCUCACAUCAGUUCAGGUUCUAGGGGCCCUUAUUGUGUAUGGUCUCUUCAUGUAUGAUGUUCUGCAGAAAGAUUCAGGUUGGGAAGCUUUAGAUGACAUUGUCUAUAUUACACGUGCCAUCAUACAUGUUACAGAAUUCCUGGUUGCAGUACUUGUUGUUGGGUCUGGAAUUCGUGAUUCUGUGCUGCUGUCUGCAGAAGGGCAUACAUGGUCAUGGUUGAAUGGCUCAAUUUUGGCUGUUCACUGUUACUACAACGUGUUCCUGCGCUUGCAGUCUGGUUGGCAGAGUUUUCUGCUUCGGCGUGAAGCAGCACGUAAGAUACUGGCCUUACCAUCAGCAAACCUGGAUCAGCUGGAGUCACACUCCAAUGAUGUGUGUGCCAUAUGUUACAUUCAGAUGAAAACUGCUUGUGUAACACCGUGUGGUCAUCUCUUUCAUGCAUCGUGUCUCAAGAAAUGGCUCUAUGUUCAGGACCGAUGCCCUCUGUGUUCAUCCAGAAUUGCCUCAGAAGAAAAUAAAGAGAAAAAGGUACCUGACAUUCACUAAGUCAAGACUGAGUCAUGCAGUAAUUUUGAGUGAUGCUCUUCCAAUGAACACAGUGCCAAAUGAGGAAGUGACAAGUUCUGAUAAUGUUCUUCCUAUGAAUGUGGACAGAAUGUGCCAAAUCAGUGGAAUUGGUUCAGUGGCAAUAUGUGAUAAUAUGAGGCCAAAUGUCUAUUCACUUCAUGGCUCUAAACAUCUACCACUAAGUGAUUCAUUUAAAUGCUGUAAUCCACAGUAUGUAAUGUCUGAUACCAGUGGUUGUAUUAAUGGUGCUUCUGAUUAACCUUCUAAAUUAAUAGUUUUAUAAAGCUGAGUGUUCCUUUUUAUAGUAAAUGAAAGAUUGGAGUAAAAGUCAUAUAUACUAAACUAAAAAACUGAACUCCGUGGCCUGUAGCCU